Messenger RNA from Triticum dicoccoides, 3996 nucleotides. Its product is annotated as serine/threonine-protein phosphatase 7 long form homolog. Bases 2123 to 3817 code for a protein of 564 amino acids. NCBI's taxonomy places the organism in Eukaryota, Viridiplantae, Streptophyta, Magnoliopsida, Poales, Poaceae. Gene Ontology annotation, biological process: meristem development; meristem maintenance. The record is from RefSeq and is a predicted model, not a curated record. The transcript has 8 exons.
CCCCAAUUGAGAAUAGAGGAUGGUCCUUAAUUUAUUGUUUGAUUCAUUUUAGCAUUCAGUAGUCUCCACCAGUGCUGUCUUCCAUUGAAUUUCUUUUUUAGCAGCACAUGUUAUUCUCUGCGAUUCCUGAUAUAUUGUAGCACCAACAUCAGCUUUGCCUUAACUUCCUAGAGCUGCGCAGUUUAGUUGCCACUGCAUCUUCAAGUGCUCCAUGCUUAAUUUUUCGCUUGUUUUUAUUAAUUAAAAUAUAUACUCCUAUGCAUCACAGUGUCGUGUCAUAUAACAUAACUCUGAUAUGCUCUGUUUUCGAUGGACAUCGGUUUCUACAAUCCUCGAAAGGAUUCUAAGGUACUGAAUAUCACAUGCCGUCAAGAAAACUCUAGGAAUUAAUCAUUUACUCCAGGCGGAUGUCGAUCUCAAUGUUGUCAUUUAGAACUAGUGUACAACAUAUUAACACUUCGAAGAACAAGGUGAUAUACACCAACAAAGCUACCAGGUAAGUUUGAUAACUAUUCACUGCAACAGACUUUAUGGCAUGAUACAAUAGUCAAUAUUCAUUUACACUGAAGAUAUAAGAUACAGAAAUACAGUACAUUUUUUUUCUACUAGUUAACUAAUCUUCAAUCUCAGAAGCAAUGCUCAGGGAGCACCUUAAAUUUCCUCAAAGUAAUUGGGGCUUUUGUUGUUUAUGUUCCCAGUUUUCCUAGCUCUUCUAAGCAUGGCAAGUCGUUCUGCUACCUCCUUCAUCUCUGGACGAUCUUCUACAACAUUUGCUAAACACUUUACAGCCAGUCUUCCAAUCCCUUCCAGUAUGUAAGUAUCUUCUUCAGUUGCAAUAUCUUUGUCAAACAUUGCCUCUCCACUGUUUUCUUUCUUAUAAACAUCACAGAAGUCAACUAUGAGCCUAUGAUUUCCAUCAUACACAAUUGGCUUUCUGGUGAUGAGUUCCAAGAGUACAACUCCAAAGUUGUAAACAUCACUCUUCUGUGUUAAUUGUCCCGUUUCACGGAACAUCGGGUCUAUAUAUUCCAUGCUGCCUACAACAAGCCCGGUGUGAUUUUUGUCCUUUGUAAGAAACUUUGAUGUCCCGAAAUCCGAGAUUUUUGGCAUGUUCUUUUCAUCUAAAAGUAUGUUGGCUGGCUUGACAUCCCCAUGCCGGAUGGUACGACUUGUUGAUGAGUGCAUAUAAGAUAACCCUUCUGCAGCACCAAUUGCAAUAUCCAGUCGCAGGUCUAGUGGGAAAUUAGAGAGGUGAGUGUUACCAUGGAGAAUGUCUUGCAGACUCCCAUUAGCAGCGAACUCAUACACCAACAUUGGAACAUCCACCUCCAAGCAGCAGCCGAUGAGUUUGAUGAUGUUCUUGUGGAUCAUCUGUGACUGGAUUUCCACUUCCUUGGUUUCUCAGAUCGAAUUGAGGAUCAAGUGCAGGUAGCGCCAGAGCAGGACGUCAGCAGUGAACUUUCGGGCAAAGGUGUCUGGUUGAGGCCGAAUUUCGUGUUUUGACCCUUUUGGCAUACAAAUUCGGGAUUUGACCCCUGUUUGAUUUUUUUUCCGGGAUUUUACCCUUUUUCUUACCGCCAGAGGCUCCGGCGGUUGGGUUACAUAGCCUACCGCCAGGGGCCCUGGCGGUAGGCUACUUAUCUAUGUCAGCCUCACCAAACGGCUGCCGUUUCAUGCCGUCGACCCUACCGCUAGGACACCCAGCGGUAGGGUGUGCAACCCUACUGCCAAUGUCCGUGGCGGUAAGUGCCGAACGGUUGUAAGCCCGCAGGGGCCGGCUCGUGGGGCCCAUCCACGAACCCAGCCCCCAUCUUCUUCUCCCGUGCCGUCGCCCGCAAGAACAUAGAGGGGAAGGCCUCUCUCAUCCCCUCCACUCAUCCCAUCCGAUCUUCUUCGUUUGUGAACGGUUUUUGCGGAUCGAGAUGGCUUCGAAACGAGAAAAGAGGCCCCCCAUUGGUCCGGCGAUCGCACUAAUUACAUUAUGCUUGACCCGGCAUUCGACAACGGUCAUCGCGCCCGUUACAUCGAGAGCGGAGUGGUAAAUAGCACUGAUCAACAUGUUGCAUCACAAUUUUGCCUUUUCAAAAGUUUUUUCUAACUAUUUUCGUGUGCACAUUGACAAAUGCUUCCGCCCUUACGUAUGAGGGGCCACACCAAGGUCAAAGAGAUGAACUAUGACAACCGCUACAAGCCAUAUUACAGGAGAGCCGGGCUCGUGCUCCAGUUCAAGCGUAUGCCGCUGAUGCUUGUCCACACGGCUCUCACAUCGUUGGUGGACCGUUGGCGGCCCGAGACACACUCUUUCCAUCUCCCAUGUGGUGAGAUGACGGUGACGCUCGAGGACUUCGCCAUGAUCACGGCCCUACCGAUCAAGGGCCAUGCUCUCAUUGGGUGCGUGGAUAAGAAGAACUGGCCGGACAUGGUUACCGCCCUCGUCGGCGACUGCCCUCCCAUCAAGAGUAACCGAACAUCCGGUUCAGCACUGACAUGGCUCCUAGACCACCGGGCUGAAUGCCCGCAAGAUGCGGAUCCGAGGACCGUGGAGCAGUAUGCAAGGACCUACCUGUGGUUUCUUCUCACAGAGGUGGUCUUUCCUGACUGCUCGGGGGACAACGCCCUAUGGAUGUACCUGGACUUCCUGGCCGACUGGGAUGCAGGGUACAGCUGGGGGUCUGCUGGCCUCAUGUACCUCUAUCGUUCACUGGAUGACGCAACGCAGAGGACCGAGAAAACAUCUGGGAUGUGUGGGUGUGUCUGGGCCCUCUCGAUUUGGAGUUGGGAGCGGCUGCCGGUUGGUCGCCCUGAGAAGCUGCCACAGACAGAGUGGACGGAGUAUGGCGAGGAUGGCGACCGUUCUCGAUACCCUACUGUCGCCUAUUCUUGGGACAAGGUUAAGGUCUUCUCGGGCAAGGAAAGUGCGAUGUACAAGGCCUUCACCAACGAGCUGGACAACCUGACAUCUUUUCAGGUUAACUGGUGGCCGUACCACGAUAGAGCUUGGGGGUUCGAGCUGAACGAGAUGUGCGAGCGGGACCGCCUUCUCUUCAGGUGCAUUGUCCCGCUGAUAUGCGUGUACGCCGUCGAAUGGCACCUACCACAACGCGUGGCGACACAAUUUGGCGUAUUGCAACACACACCACCGGCAAGGCCCCACGACACCGGCGGUUACGACCUUCACAAGAAGAGCAGUCAGUAUUCUCAGUCGAUAUUAGACUGGGCUGACGAGCACAAGUCUUUUGUGACAAUGUGGGAUGAGAGGACGUUCCGCAAAUAUGGGGAGAGGUCAGGCAUUUGCUGGAAUGUGUAUGAGAGGCACAUGAAUUGGUAUGCGCCCCUUAUGAACAGAGUGGCCGCAGAGCUAAACAGAAACAUUUUCGACGGCUCGAAUGCGCUAAGUUCUGACCCUGGAACCAUGGAGGGUGACAACAAGCUGAGGGAAGCGACGAAGAAGAUCAUUAACCGUUGCCGCAAGCUAGCGGGCAUGCUUGGGUGCGCCGCCUUGGUUGACGUGCAUGUUCCUCCUCCUGGUGGGUCGACACGUGCCCUAGCUUCAUCAAGCCACACGGGAGGAGGUUCCUCGAGCCAGGCCGCCUCGUCGUCUCGCCUUGUUAACGAGACCGAGGAAGAAGAGGAAGUGUACGAGGAGGAAGAGGAAGAAGAGGGAGAAGAGGAAGGAGGUGACGACGAAGAAGGUGAUGAGGAGGAGUACAACGACGAUGAUGGACCUCAACUGACUCAGCCAACCCAGCCGGACGAGGGCCGCUCGAAGACAAACGAGGAGGAGCAUGCCGCCAAGAGGGGGAGGGGGAGGAACUAGUGAUGUUGAACUUGCUAAGUUAAAGUAGUUGUCUUAUGUUGAACUACUUGGUGUCCUGUUAUUGCUACCUAUGUUAGUAGUUGAACCUAUUUUGAUAUGUUGAACUUAAUGGAUACAUCAAUUUUACUAUCUGUAAGUGUGAGGUUAUCAUAAUUUCAUAUGCAAACACUUUUUGCUGC